GCUCGGGGAAGCGGCGGCAGACCCUCCAGCUGCGGUCGGCUCCGUUCAGGAUCCGGAACUUCAAGGACUGACCCGGACCCCGGCGGUUCCGAUCCGGAUCGAGGCCGGACCGCGGCCCGGUUUUACUGUCGGAGCGACAGCGGCGGGUCGGGUCGGCUUCCGUCACCCGAGCGACAGACGGCGGGAUCGGGGUUCUGACCGGGCCGGGAUGUCCGGACGGGUCCGGAGGAGGACCUGAACAUGGCCGCCUGCGGACCGUAGAGCAGCCGGGAGAACCAGUCCGACCACAGUUCCCAGCAGACGUUCCGGACGAGCCCGUUGCCAUGGUGAACACGGGGAUGCAGCUGAUCAGUUUCACCUGCGCGGUGACGGGUUGGAUCAUGGCCAUCGCCGUGACGGCGCUGCCGCAGUGGAAGGUGUCGGCGUUCAUCGGGAACAACAUCCUGACGUCGGAGAUGAAGUGGGAGGGAAUCUGGAUGAACUGCGUGUACCAGACCACCGGACACAUGCAGUGCAAGACCUACGACUCCAUGCUGGCGCUGCCGCCCGACAUCCAGGCGGCGCGCGCCCUCAUGUGCCUCGCCAUCUUCAUGGGCUGGCUGUCCUGCACCGUGUCCUGCUGCGGCAUGAAGUGCACCACCUGCGCCGGCGACGACCGCCGCGCUAAGGCCGGCAUCGCGCUGGCCGGCGGCGUCCUCUUCAUCCUGACGGGGCUGUGCGUCCUCAUCCCCGUCUCCUGGACCGCCAACACCGUGGUGCAGGACUUCUACAACCCCAACGUUCCCAUCAUGCACAAGCGGGAGCUGGGCCAGGCCAUCUACCUGGGCUGGGCCGCCGCCGUCAUCCUGAUGAUCAGCGGCGCCGUCCUGAGCAGCACCUGUCCGCUGAUGGAGCGCGGCGGCCGCUACCGCCGAGGAUACAUCGGCAGGAGCUUCGCCAACUCGCCGGCGCCGGAACCGCCGAAGCCCAUCGCCUCCAACAGCCUUCCGAUGAAGGAGUACGUGUAGCAGGAGGAGGAAGAGGAGGAGGAAGAAGAGGAGGAGGAAGAAGAGGAAGAAGAGGAGGAAGAGGAGGAGGAGGAAGAAGAGGAAGAAGAGGAGGAAGAGGAAGAGGAGGAAGAGGAGGACAUCUUCCUCACGCUGUUUUUUGGUUCUUGGAUUAAAACUGAACCAGCUUCCAGCUCCGUUUGUCACAACAACAAAUUAUACAAUAAAUUAUCCCAGAAAAUGUUGCGACAAACGAUAAAUCGUUUGAUAAAUUAAAAUGAUUUUUAUCUGUUUGCUUUUUCUCUUUCUACCUGAAACUGGAUGAUAAAAUUCUUCAGUUUGGUGUUUUUUUAAUAAUUGAUUUGAUUUUUUUGUGAAAAUUUAAAGCGUCUUCCAGAUCCAGUGUUGAAUGUUUGUUGGAAUUUAAAGUUUAUUUAUCGCUCAGAUUGUUCUUUCAUUAUAAUGCCGUA
Messenger RNA from Poeciliopsis prolifica (blackstripe livebearer), 1456 nucleotides. It is a transcript of the gene cldn35, whose product is annotated as claudin 35. NCBI's taxonomy places the organism in Eukaryota, Metazoa, Chordata, Actinopteri, Cyprinodontiformes, Poeciliidae. Gene Ontology annotation, biological process: cell adhesion; bicellular tight junction assembly. Gene Ontology annotation, cellular component: plasma membrane; bicellular tight junction. Gene Ontology annotation, molecular function: structural molecule activity. The transcript has a single exon. The record is from RefSeq and is a predicted model, not a curated record. The coding region runs from base 324 to 1007 and encodes 227 amino acids.